AUGACAACAAUCAAGGUCGACGAUGCCGAGUUCUCCAAGCUGCAGGGGAAGACUAUCCUCAUCACAGGAUGUGCGACGGGUAUCGGAAGGGCAACUGUCGAUUUGGCUUUCCAGAACGGCGCGAAUCUGAUACUCGGAGAUGUCCUAGAGAAAGAAGGCCAGGCUAUCGAAUCUGCCCUUGGACCAGAACGCGCGCUCUUCCGGAAAUGUGACGUGUCGCAGUGGGAUGACGUGCUUGAGCUCUUCCAGGCCGGCCAGAUCAAAUUCGGGGGUAUCGAUGUCGUGCUCGCCAACGCCGGCGUCAGCGAGGUGGGCAAGGUCUUCGAGGACCAGAUCGACGCCGCGAGUGGGAAGCUGUCGGCGCCGAACCUGACCACGCUCAAUGUCGACCUGAUCGGUGCGCUGUAUACCGUCAAGUGUGCCCUGCACUACUUCAAGAAGCAGGCUGGGAAGCCCUGCCAGCUGGUCCUGACGGGGAGUGCUGCCUGUUUCCUCGACACGCCCCCGCUAUACAGCUACUGCGCCAGCAAAGCGGGCGUCAUGGGCCUGAUGCGUGCCCUCCGCACGCAACUCCCCAAGACCAUGAACGUCACCAUCAACAUGGUCGCCCCAUGGAUGACCAAGACGCCCAUGCUCCUGCCCGAGUUCCUCCGGGUCUGGGGCGACCUGCCCGCGAACGAGCCGAUCGGCGUCGCCAGGGCGCUCCUGAUCCCGGUCGUGCGGCCGCAUCUCAAUGGGCUGUCGCUCUUCGUGGCGGGCCACGAGGCGGUCGAUUUCGAGGAGGGGCUCGAGCGGACGAGGACGGCGUGGAUGGGCCAGAAGCUGAGUGCUGAUGUGGACGAGGGGCAGCGGCGGAUUCUCCCUUGA
Molecule: messenger RNA, 867 nt
Organism: Drepanopeziza brunnea f. sp. 'multigermtubi' MB_m1
Lineage: Eukaryota; Fungi; Ascomycota; Leotiomycetes; Helotiales; Drepanopezizaceae
Cellular component (GO): cytoplasm
Molecular function (GO): oxidoreductase activity, acting on the CH-OH group of donors, NAD or NADP as acceptor
Source: RefSeq, a predicted model, not a curated record